Suillus plorans is the source of this 1074-nucleotide messenger RNA. RefSeq lists its product as uncharacterized. NCBI's taxonomy places the organism in Eukaryota, Fungi, Basidiomycota, Agaricomycetes, Boletales, Suillaceae. The transcript has 4 exons. Bases 125 to 964 code for a protein of 279 amino acids. The record is from RefSeq and is a predicted model, not a curated record.
ACUAGCUUAUGCGUUCUCAAAAUUUCCUAUUCAGAUAAGUACCGUUCCAAGAUUUCGAAAGCAGAUCCAACACCAAGCUCACUGAGUUGUCCGCGUCUGAAUCUUGCUCAGUUAGUACUGGAUCAUGUCGCCCAAAUUUUCUAACACCAGAGAAGGGUAUCAAGCUCUCAGUCAGGUCACUCAUUUUGGUGAUGAAGAUGUCAGGGAUUUACCGCAGAGGACAAAACACAACCAGACGUUGUCCAUAUGGCUCCUUGCGAUCGCGAUUUUAUGCACUAUCUUGGAUUUUUCUAUGAUUUUCUGGGAUCGAUUUCUUCGAGUCCACCUUCGCUCCGCUUCAACUUCAGAUGAGCUUGAGCUACUCCCGUUCCAGAACCCAUAUCUCAACCUCGAGAUCCUCUAUAAGGAUCCUGAGUUCAAGAGCUCUACCCACGAUCCAAUUAUCAACAAUGUACCAGUAAUCGCUCAAGUUUCUAAUCAGGAGCACCAGAAGAUUCUCCCUCCGUUUCAGCGCUAUAAGUCGACGGGAGAAACCAGAGCUCCCAUAUACGAGCGACGUCUAAUAGUGACACACGAACUCGAGAGCAUCGCGCAGUUUCGUGUGCUUGAUUUCGGCAUGGAGAAUUGCAGCCUUUCACUCACCGUCCCUCCAAGAGACACCACAGAAGAUUUCCUCUAUACGGAUCUUGGUGAUUCUGUAAUUCUCGAUGUCUGGUUUCUACCGGCUAGACAUAAGUUGGACUUAUACAAUCUGUCGUGGUCGAAACUUCCUCGACCAAGGGUACACAUUGGCCACAUGAAUGUGUCAUAUGGGAAGACAUAUCGUAUGCCAAGCUUUCAGUGCAAGUCGCAGUCAUACCAGACAUUUGCGGUCUCCUGCUCUAGUCCUGGUUGUCUUGUGAAUGUCACAAGCAAGGAUAUAGGACCUUCAGGGCUAUACAUGUAUCAGAGUCAAACAAUCUAACUAGGCGUGCAACUGAACUGCGCGGGCAGAGACUUCGUUUACUAGGUCUGACAUGAACUUUGUAGCCUCAGAACAUAGUAGGAAAAAUGAAAUAUUCUAUGCAAACGUCA